CAGACCUCAUAACCUCAGUUUGUUUUGAUUGUACACGUGCCUAAACCGACGUUUUCAAGCGAAUUGUGUGCAGUAAAAUGGAAGAAAAUACCAAACCGCCUAAAAACGAGGCAGUAAAGGAAGUGCUAAGACAGCGAAAAAAGCAAUCGAAACAAGUUUUAAAAGAGAAACGAGCCCGCUUGAUGGUGAAAAACCUGCCGUUUAAAGCGACAGAAGAGAAUCUGAAAGAACACUUUGAAAAAUACGGCGAAAUUAAAAGUGUCAAACUGUUAAGAAAACCAGAUGGAAAGUUGGUUGGUUGCGGGUUUGUGCAGUUUGCUUUUGUGCAAAAAGCGGCCAAAGCCAAACAUUAUACCAACCACCAACCGUUUUUGGGGAGAAAUAUACUCGUUGAUUUUGCUUUGUCGAAAGAUAAGUUUAAGAAGCAAAAAUUGAAAAAAGAAAAGGAAGUUAAAACUGAGAUAAAACAAGAGGAUGUGGAAAUAAAAGAAGCAGAAGAAAUUAAAGAAAAAAUUGACAUAGAUGAAGAUACAAAGCCUCUGGAUCUGGAUUCAGAAAAUGAAAGUAACAGCGAAGAUGAAAAUUUAGACGAUGAUGAUGAUAUUAAAGAAGAAAAUGAUGACGUUGAAGAAAUAAAACCUAAAGUGAUUUCAAAUGAUGUCAAUGAAGGAAAAACAGUAUUCAUUAAAAAUGUUCCAUUUGCUGCCACAAAUGAAGAUGUUAAAUUGUGCAUGAGUCAAUAUGGUCCGAUUUAUUAUGCUUUGGUUGUUAUGGAUAAAAUUACUGAACAUUCUAAGGGUACUGCUUUUGUAAAAUUUAGGAACAAAGAGGAUGCUGAAAAGGCUUUGCAAGCUGGAACAGAAUUAACUUUAAUGGGAAAUACUUUGGAUUGUCAUCCAGCAUUGCAAAGAGGAGAGGUAGAGCAAAAAUUGACAGAUAAAAAAGAGAAAAAAAGUGAACCCAAGGAUUCAAGAAACUUAUAUUUAGUUAAAGAAGGAGUUAUCUUGGCUGGUACAAAAGCCGCACAAGGCGUAUCAGCAAGCGACAUGGCAAAAAGGCUUCAGCUAGAACAGUACAAAACCCAAAUGUUACGAAAUUUGAAUAUGUUCGUAUCGAAGGAAAGAAUAGUAAUUCACAAUUUACCCGCCACGUGGGACGACAAAAAGCUAAAAAUAUUAGUCGAAAAAUAUGCCGGUCAAGGCGCCGUAUUCAGAGAAGUGCGGACAAUGAGAGAUAUGAAAAAUGUGGACGCUAAAGGCGUGGGUGCAUCGAAAGAGUUCGGGUUCGUAACUUUCACAAAACACGAACACGCCCUGAACGUUUUAAGAGCCCUAAACAACAACCCGAACAUAUUUUCGCCGACCAAAAGACCCAUCGUUGCGUUCUCCAUCGAAAAUAGGGUCAUGGUCAAUGCGAGACAAAAACGAAUGGAAAAAUCCAGGCAAAAGAAUCCCAAGCACAAGGAUUACAACCCGGAGCUGAAUAAAAUCGAAGAUGAGAGCAAAAAGAGGAAAUUUGAAGUCGAGGAAAAUCUGCAGGAGUUUUCUGGGGUGCCGGCGAAACCGGGGCCGCAAAAGAUGCGGUCGAGGUACAAGUUAUCGACGCAAGCCAAGUUGCAUCACGAGAACCUGAAGAAGGAAAAGAAGAAAAAGAAGUUCGCCAAGAAAUCCCUCAGCGAGAAGAAGCAGGAAUUCACGAAACAACCCAGGCAAAAAAUAAACCAAAAGAAAGGCAACGAUCGCGAUGACUUUUCCAAGUUGGUUAGUGAUUACAAGAACAGGUUAACUAGUGGUCCUUUUCCUACAAAGGCCAAAUGGUAUGAGUGAGAUAAAAUUGUUUAGCUUGU
Molecule: messenger RNA, 1846 nt
Organism: Brassicogethes aeneus
Lineage: Eukaryota; Metazoa; Arthropoda; Insecta; Coleoptera; Nitidulidae
Source: the annotation of a GenBank genome assembly